AUGGACCCGGAGCAGAACAGGAGCGGGGCUGGUGGCAGCAGCAACAGCAGUGGCCUGGAGGAGUCCCUGGUGCUGCCCAUCUUCUCGGUUGCCGCUCAGGUCCGGGUGGGGCUCACCCUGCUGCUGUGUGUGAUCUCGGCCACCUGCAACGUGGCCGUGCUGUGGACUGGCAGGACCAGGCAACCUGCCAAGGGCUCCCACGCACGCCUGUUGCUCCUGCACUUGGCGGCAGCGGAUCUCCUGGUGGCUGUGGUGGUGAUGCCCUUAGAUGCCGCCUGGAACGUCACGCUGCAGUGGCGGGCUGGGGACGUGGCCUGCCGGAUCCUCAUGUUCCUCAAGCUGCUGGCUAUGUACGCCUCGGCCUUUGUCACCACUCUGAUUAGCCUGGACUGCCGAGCAGCCAUCUUACAGCCACUGGCCACUGCCCAGGCUUGGCGCAAGAACCAGAUCUUGCUCUACAUGGCGUGGCUGAUGAGUGCCAGCCUCUCUGCUCCUCAGCUGUUCCUGUUCCACACGGUCACCAUCAGCUCCCCGCAGAACUUCACCCAGUGCACGACCCACGGCUCCUUUGCCCGGCGCUGGCAUGAGGUGGCCUAUAAUAUGUUUGGCUUCCUGGGACUUUUUCUGCUCCCGCUGCUGGUCAUGACUGCCUGCUACACUCGGGUCUUGCUGGAGAUUUCGAGGCAUGUCAGCUCCUGCAACAGCUGGUCUGCCCAGGAGCUACCGCUGCGCCGCUCGCGCAACCCCAUCCCGAGGGCGCGCCUUCGCCUGCUGCGCCUCAGCCUGGCCAUCGUUGGCUCCUUCGUGCUCUGCUGGACGCCGUACUACUUGCUGGGCCUGUGGCACUGGUUCUGGCCAGCAGCCAUGGAGGGGGCCGUGAGCCCCUCGCUGGCCCAUAUCCUCUUCCUCUUUGGCUUAUUCAACGCCUGCCUGGACCCUGUCACGUACAGCCUCUUCACGGGGGGCUGGCUGGGCAGGUGCUGCGGGACCGCUGGGCGAGGGAGUCAGCCUCCGUCCCCCAUCACUGGCUCCUUCCGCGGCUCGGCAUCCUCCAUCCGCCCCCGAAGAGGGGCCCGGCUGCUCCUCUGCGACUCAGCGGAAGUGGCCCUGGGCCUCGGCUCAAGGCCUCACACAAUGGCAGCUGCGUACCUGACCGACGGUCCUUCCACCCAACGGAAAACGUCCAGCUCAGGGACAGUGAGGCGGAGCGCAGGACCUCCACCCCAUGAGCUUCUCCCCAACCCCUUCCGGCUGCAGCAAGAUCUGGCUGAGAAGGUGAUCCACUCGCUGGCGGUCUUCCUGCUCACCAUGAUAAACAUGCAGCAAAUUUAUCAAAA
Python bivittatus (Burmese python) is the source of this 1337-nucleotide messenger RNA. NCBI's taxonomy places the organism in Eukaryota, Metazoa, Chordata, Lepidosauria, Squamata, Pythonidae. The record is from RefSeq and is a predicted model, not a curated record.